AUGCCGCGAUUUAGUGUUCCAAACGCUCGUGCCAAGAUGCAGCUAAAGCAUGCAAUGUCAGCCAGCUCCAUUGACGCCAAGCUCCGGCGAUUGCAGCAGGUCCUUGAUCUCAACAUUCUUGACAGCGCAGGGGAGGACUCCAAGUACCUUUGGAAUAUGGCAUCAAGGGAACUGCAGGCAUGCAAAAGCAAGCUGAGAACACCACCUGAGGAAGAAACUGCGCCUAGUGAAGAACCCAAAACGGCUGACCCAGUUGGCAAGGAGAGUGCACCAGCAGCAGCACCAGUACCAGUGGCAGCGAGCAGUCUGAACAUUGAUGAGAAAAGCAAGGGCCAAGCUCCACAGGUUGACGGUGGUUAUGGUUGGAUUCGUAAGGCAAAUGCGCAAAGCGACCGGGAAGCCCGGCGAAAGAUCAGCGCAGCAACGCGGCAAGUCGUUCAGCUGCGCUCCUAUCAACUUGGAAGCAGUGUGGUUCAGCUGCAUCAUGUGGAUGAAAUGAUCAAAGGCACCCGGCUGCUUUCACCCAGCUUAGCUGGGGCAUGGCCAGAUGUCCCAAAGAAGGGCAAGGAGAAGACUACACUAGCCGUUGAAAAUGGAACCGUUCUAGAUGUAGCGGUGCAAAAGGCAAAAGCAGGAGAGCACGUAGUUGCGGUCAAUGCUGCUUCAGCUUACCACGCCGGAGGUGGCUUCCUCACCGGUGGUCGGCAUGCUUUGGAAGAAGCAAUGUGUGUGCAAAGUUCACUUUAUGAUUCUUUGGAGCAUGGAAUCGGCUUAGCUGAAGCUGCAAAGAUUCAGACACCUCCAUGGGCAAAACCUCCUCAAAAGCGAGAUGGCAGUCCAUGGGUGUCUCAUCUUCCUGAUGAUGGCGUCCUCUUGUCUCCCAAGGUAGAGGUGUUUCGUGAUGGAACCAAUGACGGCUACUCCUUCAGGGAUGCAGUGACAGUUUUGACAGCUGUUGUCUCUGUAGCGAUGCCAAACUGCAAUGACAAGAUGUCUGACUCGCCAGUUGACUCAAAUCCUGAGUCGGAAGGCUACAAGAAGCAGCUGCUACAAAAGUGGCGUGCAGUACUGACAGCGGCCUCCGCAUGUGAGGAGGCCACCACACUAGUUGUUCCAGACGCAGGCUGUGGCGUCUUCUACAACUCUCCUGAGGAUGUUGGGACAAACCUUGGCAGGGCAUUGGCAGAAUUUCCCGGCCGCUUCAAGAAUGUCAGCAGCCAUCAAGAAGAUGCUCGAAUUGCAGACAUGUGCUCGCUGCUGCUCCGGAGGGAUAGCUCUGCUGUCAUGGCCAUGAACCGGAACAGGCACACAGUGCUGCAUCUUGCCGCAAUGCGUGGCCAUGCCGCUGCUUGUACUGAAAUUCUGCGAUGCUUUGCAGCUCGCAAGAAUCUCUUGGAAGCAAAAGAUGUCUAUGGCAUGACCGCUGCUGAUAUGGCAGCAUGUGCAGGGCAUGAUCAUCUUGCCAGCUAUUUGGCGAAUGAGCUGACAGCAAUUCUAACUGUAUGCCAUCCUCAGCCUUUGGAAAAUCUGGGGCUGGACUUGACACUGCCAGAAAAAGCUGCCCGGAAACAUCCUGCUGGGCAAGUUUCUGAUAUUUUUAAAGCCCUUUCCGCACUCCGAUUGCCAGGAUACCCUUUUGGCACAUCCAGAUCAAUGGAAUCGCUUCCUCGGGCUGCCAAGUUUCGAGUGAAGAUCAGCAUCAUCCGUGCAAACAACCUUCGACCUGCAGACCUAUCCCUGAUUGGCCAAAGUAAGUCAGAUCCAUAUUGUAUUUGCAAACUAGCCGGGCGGCCUGAGACAGAUGUGAGGACGCAAACUGUCAUGAAGACGUUGGACCCCACUUGGAAAUUUGAGUGUGAGAUGCCUUGCAUGAAAGCGACGGACACACUGGAGUUCCAAGUCAUGGACUACGAUACCAUUGGGUCUGACGAUCUUCUGGGCAACCUGGAGCUGACAUUCGACCAGAUUUACCCUGGUGGGGUUGAUGAUACCCUUGAGCUGUCAGAUCCUGCACGAAAAGAUGGCAAGAUUGCCACUUUGCGGCUCAAGGUGAUUCCUGAGCUCAUAGAAACGCCAGUUCCAGAUACCAGAUGUUUCGUGACGGUGUACAAGGCUGAGGGCUUGCGUUCGGCGGAUUGGAGUUUGUUCGGCGGCAAGUCAGAUCCGUAUUGCAUUGUGAACAUUCCCGGCAAGAAACAUUCUGCAUGGAGAACGAGGGUUAUGUUCAAGGAAUUGAAUCCUACCUGGGAUGAGGAGGAAGACGUGAUUGGCUAUGAGCCAGGGGACCCUCUGAAGUUCCAGGUGCUGGACUACGAUGAGAAAGAUGAUGAUGACAAUCUUGGACAAGCUUUGUUGCAGAGCAGCGACUUCCAUCCAGAUGGUUUUGAAGGCGAGAUCAGCUUAGGUGAGGGCACGCUGCAUGUUCGCAUAGACAUUGCGGUGCCAGAAAUUGACGAGGAGGUGAUUGACCCUGGUGGGCAUGUAGGCGAGGAUCGUGAGCCUGCACCAUUCCAGAUGAGAAGCAUGGAUAGCGGACGAACGCACCGGCUGGUGGCCUACACAAGGAUAGGUCGAAGCCGGCGAAUGCUUGAAGACAAGAUCGACCUCGUGUUGGACUCUCCUGGGAACUGUGAUGUGUCGCGGCUUCAUGCCAUCGUCAAGUGCUGGAGAGGGCCUGAUCCUAACACCUGGCUGGCAAGACUAUAUGAUGAGAAGGGAGCUGAUGGCGGUGCUGGGAUGGGCCCGGGUGGUGGCCACAGUGGCGGCGGAACCACUGUGGACGGCGAGGCGGUUGAUCCGGUUCUAGGCACUGCUCUUCAAACCGGCAGCGUACUGAGAUUUGGGGUCCGUGAGAUGUGGGUUUUCGAGCGAGCUCCAAUGCACCUUCGCAGCCAGGAUGCUGAAAUAGCAUGCAACAGAGCUGCAGCAAACUCACAAGAGGAUCCCAACCUCAUACGAUCGCUGAAGAUUCCAAGCAAUGCUGUGGAUUCUGCCCUUCAGAGAUGCCCGGAUUGGUUCUCAAUUGUCAGAGUGGUGCUGGAGUGCCGGUUGGAGCCGGACGAGCCAGCCUGCGUAGAUUGUAUUGAGACGCAAGACGAGUGUGGUCGGACUGUUGGAAGACAUGAAGCCUACUCGCUGGUUGCGCAACAAAAGUACGACAUACAGCGAAUUCUUCGCGAGAUAAAAGUGGGUGGCACGGUGCGAUUGCGUCUUUCGAAUGAUCCCAAGCUGCUUGCUCCAAUCCUGGAAUACUUGGAUCAGCAGCGGGCAGAGAUGCAAAAGGUGUACCACAGUCGGGCACAGGUGUUGAAGUGA
Messenger RNA from Cladocopium goreaui, 3315 nucleotides. NCBI's taxonomy places the organism in Eukaryota, Dinophyceae, Suessiales, Symbiodiniaceae. The record is from the annotation of a GenBank genome assembly.